UGCGACUCUUCGAGAGCUUUCUUGUUCCUCCGGCCUUUUCCAUGGCGCGAUCUCUGGUCCUUCUCCUAAAUCCAGCCUCCCUGUUCCAGCCAUCGCUCGCCUCAUCUGCUCCCUCCGCUCGGAGGCUGAGCGGACAGUGAAGGAGGUGGCGACGGCGGCGGCCACGGCGGUAGCAACGAGGAGGCCGGCGCCCAGCGGCGGAGCUCCUCGGCCGCCUCCCAGACCCGGCUCGCACAAUCCUAUCCAUGAUGGUUGAUUCCCAUGGAGCUCGAUCUGGCGCAGCCUCUCCACCAUGAUUUCCCCGGUCAACGGACGCCCCCCUUCCCCUCCGUCACCGCAUCCUCCACCUCACCUCCUCCCUCUCGCGGCCUCCGCCGCUGCCGCUGUAGCACGCGGAGCCGACGACAGCGCCGCGGCUGUCUCCAAGGGCUGGAGCCUCCGGCGUCGCCGUCCAUGGUCUGCUCGGUGCUGUAGCAUGUGGAGCCGACGAGAGCCACACAGCCGUUCCCGAGAAUCGCGGCCUCCGCCGCUCAUGCUCCACUUGGCGCUGUAGCACGCAGAACCGACCACAUCCCCGCUGCCGGCGGCGUCCUUGCGGGUAGCGGCCUCCGCCACUGCCGCUCACGGUAUGCUCGGCAAUAAUGGCGCAUGAGAGUGGUUGCUGUGCGUGGCGAACGGUGGCGGCGCGGUAGUGGGCAACACUGGCAAGCGACUUCCUUCCAAGCUGCAAUGGUCCAGGAAGACUAUCUUCCUCGCGAGCGGCCUCAACCUCGCAGGUACCUGCUUGCUCCAAAUCCAAGAAUCUCACACAUCGGUGGCCAGGCUUGCAACAAGGGCGGCCCUGCAUGAGUUCUGGAUUUUUUGAAGGUAGAAGCUCUGAAUUAGUAUUGAAGAAGAAGAUGCAAGCACAGCUAGACCCAAUUGACAACAAGCAGGUUGAAUAGGAUGGCUAGGAGGUAGCGGCAUCUAUAUUUCACAGAGUGAUCCACUUCACGGCAACCAGGGCCAUGUGUGAUUCAUAUGUGUAAUGCAUUUGCUUUCCUGUGCAUUUAUCACAAGGUACUAUGCAUUUAGGUUCAAGUCGAGUUAUAGUGACAUUACACUCAGCUUUCCCAGUAGUUAAAUGGACUCCAUCAAUAUUAAGGGUCUGCAACUAAAUUGCUUUUAUGUAAGCCAAGUCUAAGACUAGAGCAUUUCUGGUUUGGCAAGUUACUAUUACUUCCUGUUCAUUUUUCCUUUUAGCAACAAAGAUUGAGUUAACCGUGACAUUAUUCCUCUUUUAUUUAAUGAAUGUGAGUAAUUUUAGUUAGUAUUGUUAAUUGGGAUCUGGAAUUUGUCCACCAAAUUUUGUUGAGUGUGUUUGCACCUUCUCCAUGUGAUAAUUCAGCAGGUUUGUGUUGAAUUAAAAUUCCAUGCAGACGACAACCUUUACACCUGAGCUGCAUGUAGAUCUGCCUUGGUAUCCUUUGUAAAUGUUUAGCAUUUUGCUAGCUUAACAAAAUGACUGAACUGGCUGUUUAAGAUAAAGUAUCAUCGAACUAUUGUAAUCCUCUCAGUAUGGACCAUUUAGUUGUUUUGCCUAUCUUUUGACAAUUAUAGCUCUACUACAAAUUUAUUCAUACAGUUACUGUGCUUUCUAAAACAAAAACAGAGGUCACAUUUGGCUUGGGACUGCCCCGGGUCUGACAAAAAUGAUGGCAAUAAUUUAACUCUUUGACGAUUUCAAAUACUUCUUGCGCUCCCCAAACUGCUUACAGUGUCAUAUCUCUGUACUACUUAACAUUUGGGUUACAUUUUCUACUUGAGUGCGAGUCCUCUUUAAUACUUAGGCUACAUAUGCUAUCUGGGCUGUUUUGCACGAACUGACCCGGUACGAUCUUAUUAGGUUACACCUGGAAAAAAUAGAAAUUUAUAGAACUUUAACUCUGACCUUCCUUUAUCCAUUUUCCUAUCAGAUCUUAUAAAAUUUACAUACUAUUUUUAAUUUCCCUGCACUUCAAAACAUCUAUUACUACCAUAAUAAUUACCAGUAAGAUUACAAAGGAAUUAUGCGCGCGCAACGCGCGCGCAAUCCACUAGUAAUGACAAAUAGACAAUGCUUUGAGGCUCUUGAUAGGUCAUUUAAGGAUAUCUUAUCUGAAAAAGAUAACCAACUAGAAGCCAUACCAUUUGGAGGAAAAGUAGUUGUCCUAGGAGGAGAUCCAAAGCAAAUAUUACCAGUAAUAGAAAAUGCUUCAAAGGCACAAAUUAUAAAUGCAUCAAUAUUUCGAUCAUACCUAUGGAAGUAUGUUACAAAGAUAUAUUUGCAUGAAAAUAUGCGUUUACAGAAAAUUAAAAGCAACAGUCUUGAAUAUAAAGAACUGAGUGAUUUCAAUGAUUGGAUACUUCGAAUCGGAAAUGGAUCUGAGAAAAUAAAUAACAUAUCAGAAACUAAAGAGGACCCUGAUAGUAAUAUAGUUGAAAUACCUCAAGAUUUAUUGUUGUAUACAACAAGAAAUAAAAUAAAGGCCUUGGUUGACUCUACAUAUCCAGACUUUCUUAAUAACUACAGCAAUCUAGAAUAUAUUAAAAAUAGAGCGAUUUUAGCUACAACGAAUGAUAUAGUUGAAGAGAUUAAUAAUUACAUGGUUGACUUCAUACCAAAUUCUGAAAAAGAAUAUUUUAGUGCAGAUUCAACAUCUAAAUGUAUGGACGCUAUUAAUGAUGCUCAUAUACUUUAUCCAACUGAAUAUCUAAAUACUCUAAAUGCUAAUAAUUUCCCAGCACAUAGACUAAAACUUAAAAUUGGCGUUCCUAUAAUGCUACUUCGAAAUCUAAAUCAAAGCCUUGGACUAUGUAAUGGAACUAGACUUAUAAUAACAAACCUAGCAGACUAUAUUAUUGAAGCAGUUAUUAUAACAGGAACUCACAUAGGUGACAAGGUAUAUAUUCCUAGAAUAAAUCUUACUACAAAAGGUUCUCACUGGCCAUUUGUAUUGUGCCGACAUCAAUUCCCAAUAAAAAUAUGUUAUUCUAUGACUAUAAAUAAAAGCCAACGACAAACACUUACAAAUGUUGGACUUUACCUAAAAAAGCCAGUUUUCUCACAUGGCCAAUUAUAUGUUGCAAUCUCAAGAGUGAACAACAAAAAAGGCCUGAAAAUAUUAAUUGAGAACAAUGAUGGUUCUUGCGGAAAUACAACUACAAAUAUUGUAUUUAGAGAAAUUUUAGAAAUGGUCUAGCAAUUCUAUUGUUAUACUCUAACAUCAUCUCUUUCAUUUUUUUGCAUAGUAGCUAUAUAUUGACAAUGAUAACAAUGCAGGGUGAGCUUACUACAAUAUCUGAUCUUCGUCUAUCAACAACAAAUGAUGUUUUACAUGUAAGAGUAUCAAGGAUGUGGGAAUUCAGAGAGGGAGGAAAUGAAAAAGGGAAUAUAAAGCAUCUUGACUUGGUUCUCAUUGACCAGAAGGGUGAUGCAAUCUAUGCUGAAAUACCACCAGAUGUAAUACCAAUUUUAAAGCCUCAGCUGUGCGAAAAACUAAUCAUUUUCAUUGGCAAGUUUGUGGUUGAAUAAGCUAAACCUGGAUACAAGGUGGUGCAAAACCCAUAUAUGUUGAGGCUGAACAGAAGGACUACCAUUGCCAAAUCAAUUGCUCAUGAUCUGGAAUUUCCAAAGUACACAUUCUCAUUGACUCCAAUUGAAAUAUUGCCACAAUUUGUUAAAAAAUAAAGAACAAUUACUAGAUGUACUUGGAAAAAUCACCGCUGUCUCAAAUCCUGCAGUAGUGCGUAACACUGCAGGAGACCUCAUGAUGAGAAGAAUAAUAAAGCUGCAGGGCCUAAGGGGAAAUACAAUAGAUUUGUCUCUAUCAGGUAUGCAGGCUCUAGAGUUUGAUGGUGAUGCUGUCCUUAAAAUUGGAGAAAAGAACCAUAUAAUUGCUAUCUUUGUUGGCACCUUAAUGAAACAAUAUAAAGAUGGAACACAAAUUCUAAGUGGAACAACAGCUUGUCGCUGGUAUAUCAACGAGAAUGACAUACCUGCAAUAAAAGCUUUUCAGAGAAGCUUAUCGGUGGACGCAACAGCUGUUGAAAAAAUUGAUUUACCAAAUGAAGAUCAGACUCAUGUAGCUUUUGAAGAAAAGAAUCUGUUACAGCUGAACGACAUAGAUCCUUUUACUCAAAAGGGUGAACGAUAUCAAUGCACUGUAACGAUCAUAGGAAUACAAGAUAAACAACAUUGGUGCUAUCGUGCUUGUCACACAUGCUCAUCAAAAAUGAUUUCAACAUCAGAUGGAUUCCAGUGUACAAAGGAUGGAGGCUGCCCUUCAAAACAAUUUGAAUAGAAGUACAAAAUACCAUUUAUAGUUGCAGACAACACAUUUAGUCUUGAGUUUAUGAUGUUCGAAAGAAGAGCUACUGAACUUAUUGGUAAGAGUGCUGAAACAUUAAGGAAAUACAAUGAUCCAGAUAUAAUUCCAAGUGACAUUUCACAAUGGAUUGGCCACAAGUUCACAUUUGUCGUACAUUAAAAGAGUAUGAGGACUUAACAUCCAUCAUUUGAGGUCCUGUUGAUAAAAGAACGCCAUGAAAAGCAGGAAGUACUCCCAUUAUUAACCACUCAAUCAUGUGCACAAGGAUCAGGAACAUCAUCAGCUUUGGUUCCAACCAAGGAUCUACCUGAUCUAAUGACUAUAUCUUCUAAAACACCAACAGAUCAGGAACUUGUAAUGCUAACUCAAUCCAUAGCAGAAUUUGAUGAUAUGAACAUUGAUAAGUCACCAGGGUAAACAUUCACUCAUUUGAUGACAAAAAUCAUGUCUUUAAGAAAGGCAAGAAAUCUGAUAUGCAGCCAUCAACCAAGUAAAAAAUUACAACAGAUAUUGGCCAUGCAACAACUAUUUUGAUGCUUACUUCAAAACCACCUUUUGUCGCUUCCUGUGUCCCAGCCAAACACACCAAUAUCCAUACUGCUUUUGUGACAAACACAACUAUAUUCACAAUGCUUUGGAAGUGGCUCUUCUUUUGGUGUAUAUAAUGCUAUCUUCUUACUCUGUUCCUUCACAAGUUGGGUUAUGUGAUAGUUCAAACACUAAAUAUCCCUCUUGCGAAUAUAUUUAUAUAUUGUGUGUCGAACCAUGAACUAAUAUGAACAUUUAUGUAUAUAUAUCCCUAUUCAACUUGUUUGUCA
Molecule: messenger RNA, 5167 nt
Organism: Panicum virgatum (switchgrass)
Lineage: Eukaryota; Viridiplantae; Streptophyta; Magnoliopsida; Poales; Poaceae
Product: ATP-dependent DNA helicase PIF1-like
Exons: 13
Coding region: 2049-3221 (390 amino acids)
Biological process (GO): telomere maintenance; DNA repair
Molecular function (GO): DNA helicase activity
Source: RefSeq, a predicted model, not a curated record